GGCGCCGUGCCCAAGGGCAGCUCCCGGCUCUGCUCCACCAUGUCUGCCCACUGCCUGCUCCUCCUGGGACUGCUCCUCCAGCUGGAACCUGCCCUCUGCCAGCAAGCCCGGGGCAGCCUCCAGCCGUGGGCACAGGGUGUCAUUGCAGUGGUUGUAUUUCUAGUCCUGGUGGCCAUCGCUUUCGUGGUCAACAGGUUCUGGUGCAAGGAAAAAGUGGAAAAUGUGGAGAACGUGGUGAGUGUGGAAGACAAGCCAGAUGCUGUCACAUCCAACGGCCAUGAAGUGAGAUUCGUAUCAGCUGCAGCUGACUUCAGGUCCAGAGAGAGCCAGCAUGUCUAUGAGAACGCUGUGGAUCCCGAGGAGAAGGUCAUCACCACGGCCAUGUAGCAGCACCCACCCACCACCCUCCUCUUCCUCUCAAUUCACUUCCUGCUGUUGCAAUGGGCAUUUCCACAGAGACCCUCUGCACUGGCACUCCCUGUGAGUGAUGGGGCCUUGGUCCCUCCAUGGCACCACCACCUCCUGAUCUUUCCCCUUUCCACCCAUGGGACGUGCUCUUGUCCCUCCACAAGGACACUGGCCCCCAGGAGAGGUCUGGAGGUGCCACCUCUCCUGCCUGGUGGUCACCCCACCCGGCUGGUGAGGUUGAUGUCCCAAGUCCCAGGAGGGUGUUGAGCUGUUCAAAACACAGAGGGGAUCCUGCUGGGUGCCUGGGACCUCCCCACGCUCCCAGCUGCCCUCCAGGGAACUGCUGAUGGAAAACCUGCUCUUUCCUCCCCAGUUCACCCUCCUUUUUAUGACCUACACCAUGCAUUUUAAUGUCAGAACAAACCUCCUCCUCUGUACAUAUCUUCCCGGUGAGCAAUAAAGAGAAUUGUUGCCUAUGACAGCAAA
Messenger RNA from Sturnus vulgaris (Common starling), 894 nucleotides. RefSeq names its product PDZK1 interacting protein 1 (gene PDZK1IP1). The record is from RefSeq and is a predicted model, not a curated record. Lineage: Eukaryota; Metazoa; Chordata; Aves; Passeriformes; Sturnidae.